AUGAGCAACUUCGGGCAGAUCCUGAAGGAGGUCGGGGAGUUUGGUUGGUUUCAAAAACAGUUACUGGUUGCGUUAUGCAUCCCCUGCAUGUUUUCUGCUUUUGACGUGAUUGGCCAGGUGUUUAUAGGCAUGAGCUUUCCACAUCACUGCAACACUGACUGGAUCUUGGAGCGUGGGCCCAACCUGACGGGUGAGGAACAAAGAAAUCUCACCCUCCCGGUGAACAAGGAUGGGAAGUAUGAAAGUUGUAAAAUGUUCAGACCUGUGGAUUUGGAUUUGGAAACCACUGAAGCAUAUGGGCUUAACGAUACAAUUGGAUGCAUAGCUGGAUGGGACUAUGAGGUACCCAGAGGAGGUUCCAGCAUUUUGACAGAGUUUAAUCUGGUUUGUGACGGCAGUGGCUUGAUUGAGGCAUCACAGUCCAUCUUCAUGACAGGUUGUUUGAUUGGAGCGCUAUCGUACGGGGCAAUUUCUGACAGGUUUGGUCGACGCUUUGCGAUCCUGCUUUCACUCUCUCUUGUGACGCUGUUCGGGGUGGCCACUGCUUUCUCACCCAACGUCUAUGUUUACAUGGUUCUCAAAUUUUUCAGCGGGACUUCAAGUAUUGUCAUUGUGAUGAAUGCAUCUGUGAUGGCGGUGGAGUGGACGGAUUCCUCUAAGGCUGCUUUUUGCACAGGGGCCAUUGUGCUAUUCUUUUCUGUCGGACUGAUGGUGUUGUCUGGUGUUGCAUAUUUAAUCCCCAACUGGAGGAUCCUGCAGCUGGUGCUCUUCUGCCCUCUUCUCCUCGUUUUGGGACUAAACUACUGGUUCCUCCCAGAAUCAGCCCGCUGGCUCGUGACCCAUGACAGGAAAGAGGAGGCAAAAAAGGAGCUUCAGAAGGCGGCCAGGGUGAACAGAAGGAUGGUCACAGAUGAUCAGAUGGACAAGCUCCAUAUGGAGAGUAGACCUGAAAGAAGAAACAUGCUGGACAUCUUCCAGAUACCGUAUUUGAGAAAACGUACCUUCAUAAUGGCCUAUGACUGGUUUGCAGUAAGUCUUCUAUAUUAUGGACUGAGCCUGAACGUUGGCAGUUUUGGCCUGAACAUCUACCUCACACAGUUCAUCUUUGGUCUAGUCGAAGUUCCUGCAAACCUGUGUGGUUUGGCUCUAACUCAGCUCUUCGGAAGGAAAAUAUGUGAAGCAGGCUUCCUGUUCUUUGGGGGUGCUGCUUGCCUCGCGGUCCUUGCUGUCCCAAAUGAUCUUCCAGAGGUGAAAACGACCAUAGCCGUACUGGGAAAGUUUGCCUCUACUGCCGCUUUCAGCACAGCCUACGUUUACGCUGCAGAAUUAUACCCGACCGUUUUAAGGCACAGUGGCAUGGGUAUAAACUCCAUGUGUGCUCGUGUGGGGGGCAUCCUCGCUCCACUAAUCAGGCUGCUGGAGGUUUACCACUACACCAUCCCCAUGCUGAUAUAUGGCAUCAUACCCAUUGCUGCUGGUGGUUUCACCUUGCUACUGCCUGAAACCCUCAAUGCUGACCUUCAAGACACCACUGAAGUCAAGUAA
Messenger RNA from Chelmon rostratus (copperband butterflyfish), 1545 nucleotides. RefSeq names its product solute carrier family 22 member 13-like. Gene Ontology annotation, biological process: transmembrane transport. The record is from RefSeq and is a predicted model, not a curated record. The transcript is spliced from 9 exons. Bases 1 to 1545 code for a protein of 514 amino acids. Gene Ontology annotation, molecular function: transmembrane transporter activity. Gene Ontology annotation, cellular component: membrane. Lineage: Eukaryota; Metazoa; Chordata; Actinopteri; Chaetodontiformes; Chaetodontidae.